AUGCAAGUUCAGAUAAUAAUAAUGCUACUACCCAUGUUUUAUCAAAUAGUGAAAUCCCCUCAAAUGAUGAUGGACAUGAAGUACGGGAGAGUCAAUAAAGAGGUUGAUAUUGAUGUUAAUGCACAAAGUGUAAAUGCUCUAAAAAGUAAUAAGGAGGAUGAAGAACAAAGGUCAGAUAAUGCACCUGCUUGUGCAAAACAUUUUACAGGAAAGAAAUGGAGAAGGAUUCCAAGAAAUGAAGGCACAUCAAAGGGGAAAGAAAAGAUUGCAGGGACAAAAAGAGGAGUUCGAGAAAGUCUUUCAGGUGAGAGUGAUGACAUGGAGGUGGAAAUGGAGUUGAUGGCGAAGAGAAGAGAAGUUGAAGAUACUAUGGUGAAAGAGAAUUUCGAUGCUACUGUCUCAACCGUGGCGGGCCCCACGCAUUGGGCUCUUAAUGACCAAUGA
Messenger RNA from Beta vulgaris subsp. vulgaris (sugar beet), 444 nucleotides. The record is from the annotation of a RefSeq genome assembly. NCBI's taxonomy places the organism in Eukaryota, Viridiplantae, Streptophyta, Magnoliopsida, Caryophyllales, Amaranthaceae.